AUGGCGAGGGAGCUGUCAACCCAGCUGCAAUCCAGAAUCCGGGCAUGCGCGCUGGCUGUCAUUGCGAUUAGCUUCGUGACUAUGAUCUUUCUGAUCGUGGUUCUUGGGUUCACACCUAUGGAGAAGCGUCAUGGCUAUUCAGCUUUGCUCGUGAUUCCGUUGGCCUGUAUGCUGAUGGUUGGUGCUAUCUCUCUCCUCUUCGACCGCCCGCAUACGCAUCCUGUCGCAGAAAGAGGGGCUGCCACUGUCGGUAAGAAGAGUUGUGACUGCAUCUGGGCGUCCAAUGUUUUCGAGGAGUUGGAGUUCGGGGUUGUGGAUUCGCACAGCCUCAGCUUCCAUUCCUUCCAUGUGGAGAAGGGUACAGACGGUGCUGAGUGGCAGCAAACUGGGCCUGCACCGCUCAAGAGCCACGCCUGUCUCUUCAAGCCCACCUGCGCAUGUUGUUUGGAUGAUUUUCAGCCCCGCAGUCAAGUUGCGAUCCUUCCCUGUGGACACGUUUUCCAUGAGGACUGCAUUGCACGUUGGUCCUUGGCGACUUCUAAGUCCGCCAACUCAUGCCCCACGUGUCGCACCAGUUUCGAGUGCUUAGCCGACCCCUAG
This is a messenger RNA of Symbiodinium necroappetens, 600 nucleotides long. NCBI's taxonomy places the organism in Eukaryota, Dinophyceae, Suessiales, Symbiodiniaceae. The record is from the annotation of a GenBank genome assembly.